Molecule: messenger RNA, 6074 nt
Organism: Thamnophis sirtalis
Lineage: Eukaryota; Metazoa; Chordata; Lepidosauria; Squamata; Natricidae
Source: RefSeq, a predicted model, not a curated record
AUGAAAUGGAAGGUAGUAAUUUUUACCAGUGACCAGCCAUCUUCAGGAACGAGCUCGCAAGUUUAUAUUACUUUAUAUGGGGAGCAAGGCAAUUCAGGAGCUGUCUUUCUAUAUGGGGAAGAGAAAAAAGUCUUUGAAAGAGGAAGCAAAGAUACUUUCAUGAUUCACACGGAAGAUUUGGGAGAGCUAUACAAAAUACGGAUAGGACAUAAUAAUUCUGGAGAAACCCCUGCCUGGCACUGCAAAGAGCUGCAAUUGCAGAAUAUUGUUACAGGGGAAAAAUAUGAUUUCUCUGUUGAAAAGUGGCUGACGCAAGCUCAAGAUGAAGGUAAAAUCAGUCAGGAACUUCCUGUUUUGCAUCAGGGAUACCCCGUUCUUCCAGUGGCAAUGUACAAGGUGCAUGUAGUAACUGGUGAUCUCUGGAAUGCUGGGACAGAAGCUGAUGUUUACAUAGCAAUCAAUGGAGAAAAAGGUGACACAGGGUGCCGACAGCUGCAUAGGUCAAUGAAGUCUCAACAACACAUGAAAGGACAAACUGAUACAUUCUCACUUGAAGCUGUGCACCUUGGACAUUUAUAUAAAAUUGUUAUAGGACACAAUGGACUUGGCUCAGGAAAUGGUUGGUUUCUGGAGAAAAUUGUUGUCCAGGAUCCUAUCACAAACUCAGAUUAUAUCUUUCUAUGUUACAGAUGGCUAGAUCAAGGAGAAGAUGAUGGCAAAAUUGUCAGAGAACUUUAUGUCAUUGAUAAUUACACCAUUGCAAUGAAACAAGAACUAGAAAUCAAGAGAAAGAACAUGUGGGCAGCUGAGAAAUGGAAAUUUCAGAAAGGCAAUAUACUUCAGCUUUACAACAAGAUGACCCAUGGUUUUAUACGUCUUAGACGAGACGGAGUGGUAGAUGCCGUUGGUGACAAAAAAGACAAAUAUGGUCUUUUUGAAGUGGCGGCGAAGAAAGGGAGCCUCUGUGUUCUUCGAAGUCAUCCAAACCCACAGCUGGCACUUGCACUUGCUCAUGGCUCAGUCACAGGGAUGAACUAUGGGGAUAACCAUUGUGAACUGCAAGUUCAUGUUCAGCCUAAUCAUUGCACCAUUCUGGAAUCAUCCCAGAAACCAGGCCAAAUGAUUUCUUUCAAUUUCCAAGGCACAGUAGCUGAUGAUAACACAGGCUAUGCAGGACUCACCAAGGAGUUUGUGGUCCACGUAAAGGGUAUAUUCCACAACAGUGCUAUAAUUUUGCUUGCUACAAGCUACUGCCAGUUUCUCUGCCUAAGAUCUGAUGGGAGCUGCAGCGGAGCCGGAAAUCAGGCUGAUGACUCUUCCUGGAAAGUUCAUAAAAUCAGCUCUGGGAUUUGUAUGUUUGAAAAUGUGAAACACCCAAGAAUGUAUCUAAGGAUCAAGGAUGGCCAGUGUAAUGGAACGGGCAUAGGAGAUGUGGAUUGUCAUUUCAAAGUUCAAAAAAAUUUAGAAACUGUGUCUGUAAGUCUUGAAUCGGCACAGAACAGAGGAAUAUAUGUUGGCCUUCUGCCUAAUGGUGAGACCAAACCACUUGUCGAUACUGGAGAAAGCAACGUUUUGUUUUACCCACAAGUUGUCAAAUGCAGCACGUGUAUUUGUGUUUUUGGGGGCAAGCAAAAGGAAAUGAUGACGAUUCAAAAUGAAAAGUCCCCCUUUCCUUCAGAAGAUAAAUGGAAAGUAUUCAUACUGACAGGAAAUUCAGGAACUCAAGCAAAUGUCACUCUCUGGAUAUAUGGAGACAAAGGUUCUGUUGGACCUAUUAUUCUUGGCAAUGACAACAGAGAACAACUGUUUCUACCUAGAACUGAAGAUGCAUUUCAGGUUGAAAUGAAAGAUAUUGGUAACAUUUACAAAAUCAGAAUAGGCCACGAUGGAUCAAGUCAAUAUGCAGACUGGAUGUUGGAAAAGGUAACAUUACAACAUAUGAAGACUGGUAGAAUUUUGAAGUUUCCCACAAACAAGUGGCUAUCCUGGAAUGAAGGGAAUGGAAAUAGUGUGUGUGAACUUUCUGCUGCAGAAAAUGGAAGAAGCCUUUAUCCAAUUGUGAGUUAUCAGGUUUAUGUAUCUACUGGGCAUCUGGAACACGCUGAAACCACAUCUUCCAUUUAUCUGUGCGUAUAUGGAGAAAGAGGAGAUUCUGGUUUGAGACUUCUUGCUAAAUCAGACCAACCUAUAAAAUUUCAGAGAGGAAUGAUUGACAUGUUUGAAAUACAAGCUGUGUCACUUGGACAUCUACAAAAAGUGCUGCUGUGCUGCAAGAGUGAUAACCAGUUGCAGGACUGGUACUGUGAGAAAAUAGUCAUCAGAGAAUCUGGGAAAGAAAACAUUUUCAUCUGUCAAAGAUGGUUGCCAUAUAUGUCUCAAGGAAUAAUCCAUUCAGAAAUAGAGCUGUUUGUCCAGGAAAUGCAAAUAAAUCAUCAGUUGAAAAUGCAAGAGGAAGAAAAUGGAGAAGAUUGGAAAAUCACUAUAGUCACUGGAGGUUUUGAAACAGCUGGCACAACAGCAACUGUGUCCCUUUAUGUUUACGGAGAUAACAAGGCUUCAGGUCCUCUUAUACUGGGAUCUGGAAAACACCAGCUGUUUAAUCCCAACAGUACAGAUACAUUCCAGAUUAACCUAAAAAAUAUUGGAGAACCAUACAAAAUCCGAAUUGGCCAUGACAACAGUGGAACAAAUCCCAGUUGGUACCUGAAUGAAAUUAGAUUUCAAAAGAUGAAUUUGCCAUCUGAGCAAGAAAUAUGUUUUUCUGUCAACUGCUGGUUAUCUGAAGACCAAGGAGAUGGAGACACAUGGAGAGAAAUACCAAUUAGGAGGCCUAAAAAAGAACUUCUACCAUUGGUAGUCUAUGAAAUCAACGUGUACACAGGGACACAGCCAGGUGCCGAAACUAAUUCGAAUGUGUACAUCACUAUCUAUGGAAAUCAAGGAGAUUCUGGAAAACGGAAGCUUCAGAAGUCAAGCACUAAUAAAGUCACAUUUCAGUGUGGCCAGACCGAUGUCUUCUCUGUGACAGCUGUAUCACUUGGAGUUCUGCAUAAAAUUGUCAUUGGCCAUGAUGGAAUUGGUCCAGGUAGCGGAUGGUUCCUCCAAAAGAUUGUUAUCAGAUUUCAGGAGAAAGCAGUGAGUAAAGAAGAAGUAAUUGAAUUUCUUUGUAACAGAUGGUUAGAUGAGUACCAAGAAGAUGGGAAGACUGAAAGAGAGCUAAUUGCCAGAAAAAAUAGCAAUGCAUCAAUGGCAUUUCUUAGAGGACAGUGGAGAGUGAUGGUGAAAACAGAUCAUGAUUCUCCAGAGCCACGGACAUCUAAAAGAACCCUUGUAAUUUAUGGCUCAAAAGGCAAAAGUGAUGAUCUUCUCCUGUCUUCACAAAGUUUGGGAUAUGUGUGUUUCCAACCAGGAGCCACUGAUGAAUUCAUUAUUGAGUCUAAAGAUGUUGGAGAUGUUUACAAGAUUCGGCUCAACUGUGAUGAUUUGGUAGACUUUGAGAGCUGGCAUUUGAAGUCUUUGCAAAUGAAAGAGCUAUCUGGUAGACAAGAGGUGAACUUCGACUGCAACUGCUGGUUCUCCCAUAGCCAAGAAUGCAAAGAUAUGGUGAAGGAAUUUCCUGCAUUGAAUGAAAUCCAGAAUACUUUAUCAGUACAUAAAUAUAUAGUCUCUGUACACACUGGAGAUCUGUGGGGGUCAGAAACCUUUGCAAACAUUUAUAUAACAGUUUAUGGUGAACGAGGAGAUACAGGUGUACGGAAACUCCAAGAUUCCUUUAUUGAAGGAGAUAAAUUUCAAAGGAACAAGGUGGACUCCUUUUUAAUAGAAGCAGUCUCCUUGAGCCAUUUAAAAAAGAUAGUUGUAGGACAUGAUGGAGAAGGCUAUGGUGCUGGAAUAUACUUAAAAAUGGUAACCAUUAAGAAAUCAGAAACUUCUGACAAAGAAUGGGUGUUUCCAUGUUGGAACUGGCUAGACACUCAUAUGGGAAUCUGUGACACUGUUUGUGAGUUUAAAACCAUAGGUAAAAGAAGGAUCUCCUCUUCAAGAUAUUCUCCAAUUAAUCAGCAGAUAUCAGGUUUAUGGAUAAUGGAUAUCACCGGAUCCGACGUAAAUGCUGAAACUAAUCCAAUGCAUUUUACUUUCAACUUUUAUGGAGAUAAAGGUCAUAAAAAGUUGGCACUGCAACUUUUAGGAAAGACAACACAAAUCAAAGAUGAAUUGACAAAUGUUGGAUCACUUUUCAAGAUUCAGAUAUCCAGUGACCAGGCUCAACUAAAGGAGUCCUGGCAUAUGAACAUGUUGCAUAUGAAGCAUACAGAUACCAAACAAGAGAUGUGGUUAUAUUUUGAUUAUUGGUUUAAACCCAAUGAAGACACCUGUGUUGAACUCCCAGUAUUUUUUGCAGGCCAAGAUCCUUUGCUUGUUGUUGAGUAUUCUAUCCAAGUACAUACUGGAGACAGGAAGAAAGCUGGCGCCAGUGGCAAUGUUUAUUUUUGUAUUUGUGGAGAUAGAGGUGACUCAGGAAAACAAUGGCUUAAUAAUUCUAAAACAGGACCAAUCACUUUUGAUAGAGGACAGAUGGAUGUUUACCAAAUCAAAGCAGUGCAUCUUGGGAAGCUGAAUCAAGUCAUUGUGGGAUUCAAAGGUUUGAACAAAGAUGAUUGGUUUCUAGAGAAGAUAGUAAUAGAAGAAAGAAACUAUCCUUUUACUACAUAUACUUUUGUUCAUAAUAACUGGUUGCAUCAACAGUCAAAGAAAGAUUUUACAGAAGCUUCAAUCCCACUACAAGAAAUGACAGAAAAAUCUGGCCCCAUGAAAGGUUUUGAAGCAAAAAGCCAAGGACAAUGGAGACUGUGGAUAGACUUUGUCCAUGUUCCAGAAAAAAUGCCUGAAAUAAAAAUUCUUGCCUAUGGAACCAAUGGAGUAUCAUUUGCACAGAGAGUUCAACAUUUUAAAAAUGAACCCUUUCUGUUGAGUAUUGGUGAUAUUGGUCAAAUAACAAAGCUUUCCUUUCUGUCGUCCUGCUCAAAUUUGAAUAAAGGGAUCAAACUGCAUAAGGUAAGGAUGAAAGACUUGGAUACAAAAGAAGAAUUAGGCUUUCACCCUUUAAACCGAUGGCUUUUUGAAGAAGACGGGUCAGAAACUGUGACGGAACUAGCAGUAGUAAGACCAAAUGAAGCUCCUCUCAAAGAAAUUACUUAUUCAAUCAAUGUUUAUACAGGAACAUUACCUGCAUCUGAAACAGAUGCAAAUAUCUUUAUUACACUAUUGGGAAAGAAUGGAGACUCUUACAAAAGACAACUGAAGCAUCCAAAGUCAUGCCCACAGUUUGAAAAGGGUCAGAUAAGUACCUUUGCUAUCCAAGCAGUUGAUCUUGGGAUGUUAAGCUCAGUGUUGGUGGAACACAAUAACUCUGGUUAUGGAGCUGGAUGGUACCUUGAUCAAAUCUUGAUACAAGAAUUGGGGAAGAGCAAUAGUCAGUAUGUAUUCUCAUGCCAGCGAUGGUUGGACAGUGGUGUUGGUGAUGGAAAAAUGAAACAAGAACUGUGGCUUCUUGGAAAAACCAAUAAAGAAAGUCUGACAAAAGAUGUUCAUGGGAUUUGGGAUGUCACUGUUAUAGCUGGGGAAAUGUCAGAUAAUUACGGGAACUCUAAAUUAAUUCUGACAGUAUGUGAUGACAAAGGUACAUCAGCUGCAGUUUUCAUUCCCAAAGGAUCAUUUAAAAGGGCUAAAAUUUACCAGACAUCUUUGGAGCUAGAUAAGAAAUUUAAUAAGAUUUGCAAAAUUCGCUUGGAAGUAGAAGACUCAGACAGAGAAACAUGGCAUUGUCAUGAGGUGAAGCUUCAGAAUAAAAAGAAUAAGGAAACUUUAGAAAUACCUUGCUACCGAGAUUUUCCAGAUAAUAAAGGAUGCACAGUGGUUGAAUUUCCCAUUCUGAUAACUGGCACCAGGUUUUUAACAGGUUUGUUAUUUACCAAACAAUUAAAACAACUUCCACAAAAGCUUAUAAAGGACAUUUGCCUCCUAUGUGGAGUUGAAAAGUCACACAAAAAGGAAACAGGAAUGAAAGGAAUAUA